Hydatigera taeniaeformis is the source of this 1191-nucleotide messenger RNA. The record is from the annotation of a GenBank genome assembly. Lineage: Eukaryota; Metazoa; Platyhelminthes; Cestoda; Cyclophyllidea; Taeniidae.
GUCGAAUCAACCAAUCGAAAAGAUGAGAUGAAGAAGCUAGACAUGGAGCGUCGUGCAAACGAGAAACUAAAUGAGUUAGAGGAGGAGGCAAGGCAGAAGGCGCAAUAUCUCCUGUCGAAAGCGAUGGAACAGCGCCAGGAUGAAGAGGAAGAAAUUAAGCAGCUGAACGCCGCCAUCACAAAUGCAAAGAUCCAGACUAUUCGUGAUGCACAGGUAAUGGAAAAGCAACAAAUUAAGAAAGAGUUAGCCGAGGAGAACGAACGCCUUGAUCGCAUGAUGGAAAUGGAUCGUCAGAAUGCACUCCAGGUCCAGGCUGCUAUUGAAGCGAAAAGAAAAGAAGAAGAAAUGCUGGGAGCAUGUGAAAUAAUCAAGCAGAUAAACCAGAAUGAGCAGGAGCGUCUACUGAGAUUGGAAAAGGCGGAGCAGGAGAAUAUGGCUGCGCGUAAGAAGAUAGCGAGCGAGAUGCUGGAAGAGAUGAAGUGUAGAACUGACAGAAAGACCAAGCAACAGCUCCUUAGGGAGGAACUUGAUAAAUGUACAGAUUUAGCACGCAAAAUGCGGUUGAAGAAAGCUGAGGAGGAAAGACUGCUGGAUCUGAAAAUUAUGCAAGAACAGAAGGCUAAGGCUGAUCGUGAGGCUGCCUUUGAGGAGGAACAGCGACUCAUCCGCUAUGAGAAGGAGAGCGAGACGAAUCGAUUACGAGGACUUCAGGAGCGUGCCAUUGACCUGCAGGCGGAGAAGGACGCUCUGCGUGCCAAGCGGGCCAUGGAAGAGAAUGAACGGCAAUGGCGUCGGAAGGAACUAGCAGCCGCCAGGAGAGCCCAGGAGGCCAGAGAAGAAAUGAACCGCGAGCGCAUUAGAGCAGAGGAAAAUAAGAUUCGUCUUCUCGCCAUGGAGGCAACGCGCAAUAAAAUGGACUUUGAACGAGUCUUGCAGCACCAAAAAGAAUUGAUAGAAAAGGACAGACUUGAGGAGGAAAGGCGCAACAAGAUGAAAAUGGAAUUCUGCAAUGAUUUGAAGAAACAGAUAUGUGAAAAGGAGCAGCAACGAAUUGCAGAGCGCAAUGCCUUCUUUGAAGAGGGUGUGAGGAUGGAAGAAGAGGCACGACUGCGUCGUCUGCGUCUGGAAGAUGCUAAGAACCGUAAAAUGGAAGAACUCAGGCACGUUGACGUUCACAUACUAAGUCUUUAA